AUGACCUUAACGCAAGACAGUUUACAGAGGUCUCUCCCACUCCCUUCUGAGAUGACCAACGUUGACAUGGACAGCUCUGGGGGUAAUGAAGAGGCUCUUAUGAAAACUGUGACAAGGACUGGAGCAGUGGUGCCCAGGAAGCGGGCAGCGGGACGGCUGAUCAUGCACAGCAUGGCUAUGUUUGGCCGGGAGUUCUGCUAUGCUGUGGAAGCCGCCUUUGUCACGCCGGUGCUGCUCAGUGUAGGGCUGCCCAAGAACCUCUACAGCCUGGUGUGGCUCAUCAGCCCUAUCCUGGGCUUCGUGCUGCAGCCCGUGGUAGGUUCUGCCAGUGAUCACUGCACCUGUAGCUGGGGAAGGAGGCGACCUUUCAUUGUAGGUCUGGGCAUCAUAAUGCUGUUAGGCAUGGCUUUGUACCUCAAUGGGGACAUGUUGAUCUCAGCUUUCAUCGAUCAGAGGGACAAGCAGCGGACAUGGGCAAUAGUCACUACCAUGCUGGGAGUAGUGCUUUUUGAUUUUGCAGCUGAUUUUAUUGAUGGCCCCAUCAAAGCAUAUUUAUUUGAUGUCUGCUCUCAUCAGGAUAAAGAGAGGGGUCUGCAUUACCACGCCCUCUUUACAGGUUUGGGAGGAGCCCUGGGUUACCUGACAGGUGCAAUGGAUUGGGUUAUAGCUGUACUAGGAUUUUCCUUGGCAUCGGAAUUCCAGAUGAUUUUCUUACUCGCAGCCUUGGUUUUCCUUAUCUGCCUUACUCUACACCUGCACAGUAUUCCUGAAGUCCCACUCAGAUAUGAAAAUGAAGAGAAAAAGUUGCUGUUGGAAAUGACUAAAUCCUAUAAAUAUAGCUCUAUAGAUGAAGACAUCAGGAAUGGUUGCCUAAAGCCAGCAUUUACUGAAAUAGAGGCUGAAGCUGCACCAGGGAAAUGUGCUGAUACAUCACGUAGAGAGGAACCAAGGCGGAUAACUCUUAAGUCACUCUUGAGGACUCUUUUAAACAUGCCACCCCACUAUCGGUACCUCUGCGUGAGCCACCUCUUUGGAUGGAUGGCUUUCCUCUCCAACAUGCUCUUCUUCACAGAUUUCAUGGGACAGGUUGUAUACCAGGGUAGUCCUUAUGCACCUCAUAACUCCACACUUUACCUUACCUACAGAACAGGAGUAGAGAUGGGAUGCUGGGGGCUAUGCAUCAAUGCAAUUUCUUCAUCACUCUAUUCUUACCUGCAGAAAUUCCUUCUGCCAUAUAUAGGAUUAAAGGGACUUUAUUUCACUGGAUAUCUUCUUUUUGGACUGGGUACUGGAUUAAUUGGUUUGUUUCCCUACCUUUAUUCCACUCUGGCUCUGUGUUCCCUCUUUGGUGUCAUGUCCAGCACACUGUACACAGUGCCAUUCCACCUCAUUGCAGAGUAUCACAGGGAAGAAGAGAGCUUGAAGCUGGAGAAUUGGGAACCAUCUGAAGAGUAUGAGAGAGGGAAGGGCAUUGACUGUGCUGCUCUUACCUGCAUGGUCCAGCUGGCCCAGAUCAUUCUGGGUGUGGGCCUGGGGCUCCUGGUUAGUGUGGCUGGCAGUGUGGUCACUGUGAUUUCGGCGUCUAUGGUGGCACUGAUCGGCUCCUGCUUUGUUGCCUUCUGUGUUCGAUACGUGGAUUAG
Calypte anna (Anna's hummingbird) is the source of this 1641-nucleotide messenger RNA. It is a transcript of the gene SLC45A2, whose product is annotated as solute carrier family 45 member 2. The transcript is spliced from 7 exons. Bases 1 to 1641 code for a protein of 546 amino acids. Gene Ontology annotation, molecular function: sucrose:proton symporter activity. Gene Ontology annotation, cellular component: membrane. Lineage: Eukaryota; Metazoa; Chordata; Aves; Apodiformes; Trochilidae. The record is from RefSeq and is a predicted model, not a curated record.